Molecule: messenger RNA, 3809 nt
Organism: Schistosoma haematobium
Lineage: Eukaryota; Metazoa; Platyhelminthes; Trematoda; Strigeidida; Schistosomatidae
Product: epidermal growth factor receptor pathway substrate 8
Exons: 12
Coding region: 60-1532 (490 amino acids)
Biological process (GO): regulation of Rho protein signal transduction; Rho protein signal transduction
Cellular component (GO): plasma membrane
Molecular function (GO): actin binding
Source: RefSeq, a predicted model, not a curated record
CCAAAAGAUAAAGAGAAAGUUAGUUUGAUCAUAAUUGGAUUGAAGAAAUACAUAACAAGAUGAAUGGAAAUAGAAACAAUUCCAGACAUGUAAAAACGUAUAAAGUACAACAUUUGAGAACAUUUGAAGUUACUCCUAAAAAUGUAUUACCAAAUACACAAACUGCUGUUGAACUACUGAUGCAAGGGUGUUACACAUAUGUACGCAGUUUUAACAUGUCAAUCGAUGAUAAUAAUGGUGAACCAUAUCUCAUUCUAAGUGAUCCACGUAAUGGAGAUGCUGAAGUUGAACGUUUCCGUAUUGGUCGUAUACUCUAUCCUCGGUAUCGAAUAACUCCUCCAGAUGUGUGUCCAGUAAACAAUCUACUCACAUUCACUAUCAAAGCUGGUUCAAUGGAUGAUGGACGUCCAAGACGCAAUGAAAUACAUUUAUUUCAAGUUUUAACUUGUCCUGCUCAAACAAUUGUCAAUGUUUUACUGAGAGCUGGAGCUCUAGACAAUGAUUCAUAUGAUCAAGACAUAAAUGACUCCAUGCUAAUCUCCAGGGCUCCAUCUGAACCAAAUCUAAGGAUACCAUUACAAACAAGUUCAAGUGGAAUUCAACUUCCACCAAUGAUUACCAAAGAGGAUAGUGUAUAUAGUGAAUCACAAAUCAAUCGUGAGUGGAUUGACUUAGAGGUUGCACUGCUUAAUCACUGUUUUGAUGACAUUGAAUCAAAUUACAAAAUUUUGAAAAGCAGAACAACUCGACAGUUCUCUAAAUCAGCACCAUCUGUUGCUACAUCGAGUAAAUCAAAAAGUCGAGUUUCAAGUAUUAGUGUAAAUCAAAAUUCUACUUUGGUCAGUGAGUUAGAUGAACCUGUGAAAAAAUGUGCUGUUGAUUUCUUUGAAAAACUCAAAUUCGCAUGCAUUCUAUUGGCAAGACUUCAAGACUAUCUUGUAGAUCCGAAUUCUGCUCACUUGGCUAGACAACUAUUUGAAUUUUUAAAAUAUGGAGUUGAUGCUACACGAAACCCUAAAACAAAUAGAUCAAGCAUUGCUCAAUCAACUAUUUAUCCACUAUUACCAGAUUAUGUUGUGCUUUUUAUUCAAUCGAACUUGACAAAUGAAUAUGAAAGACUAUGGCGCAAUCUUGGAGAUGCAUGGAAUGUACCAAGGAAGGACUCUCCUUACGAAGAUCGCGUUUAUAUACCCAACUUUGAGAACAGAUUCACGGUAAUCCCACAUGAAUACGAACCAUCAUUGUUUAACUACAACUCUCCAAAUGUGAUUGAUAGACAAGAGACAAGAUAUAUGCUCCCACCAGGCAGUAAUUUUAAUGUGAAUCAAUCUUCUAGAACACCACGUGACAAAACCAAACUUGUCCAAGUUAUUGAGUCGUUUGAAGCAAGCUCUGAAAGAGAAUUAACAGUAGAAAAUGGUGAAUGGGUAAAAAUUUUAGAAAAGAAUGGAAAAUGGUAUAAAGUUCAGAAUAAGUUUGAUGAAGAAGGUUAUUGUCCAGGGUCAAUACUGAAAAUUCCAGGAACUAUGUGAUAUUUUCAAAUAAACGAAGAAAAUUAAGUAAGUUUCAAGUUGUAUUUGUGAAUACAUUUGAACAUUUACUAAUCAUUAAUGAAUGAUUCAGUAGUUUUUCUUCAAACCUAGUAAGGUUUUUAUUCAGAUAAUGAAGGUUGCUAGUAAUGUUUUAUAAUCCACUGGGAAUAUGUUAAAUGUUAACAGACAAAUCAAAUAACUUGUUUGAAUAAGUUUGAGAUGAUAUACCUAUAUGAAGCAAUUAAACAGUGGUGGACCAUUUUGUAUCGGAAUAUUGGAAUGUUCUAAAACUUACAAAUGAUUAGCAUUUCCUUUGAGAAGUUGGACAUGUGUAAAAGAGCAUACUUGAGGGUAUCAGAUAAUUAACAUCUUGUUAAAACGGAAAGCAUGUCCAGAUGCAGAUAUUGCUAUGUCUAUACAAUGCCUUUGUUGUUGUGUUCUUUGGAAUGGAUAGUGACGUACUUUUUCGUCUAGACAGUAAGCAUCAAAAUGCUAAAUUCUCUACUUAUAGUGUCUUGAUGAACAGCUGAUCAGCUAUACUAUCCUGGUAGUAGAUGAUCGCUGUUUUUAGAUAUGUAGGAUAUCCAGUUUAUCGAACAAUACUUAUUGUAUGUACCUCCAAUCACAACAUGGGGACAAAUCCUCGGGCACCACUAAGCAGCUCAGAUAUAUAUACAUGUUGAAAUUAUUGAAGAUUGAUAAAACACCAUUGACGCAAGUUCUGUAAGUACAUCUGCUUUGAUAUUUACCCACUGAAUUUUUCCGUUAAACUGUUCAGUUCCUUAAAUGGCAAAAAUUCUAUACUAAUAGCGAAUGCUGAUUUCAAAUAAAUAUUAUGUCCGUAUGGGAUCCGUAAAAUGCGUUAGCUGAGCUGUUGAUGGUAUCCUUUGAUUGAUGGAAUAACAUUAGACGAGUGGCUUCCAACGACAGAAUACUCGGAUUUUUUAAAGAAAAUCACCCUUAAUAUAAUCCCGGUUUCAAUUACAAAGUACUUCGACUGCACCAAUAGCGUCUACUAUUUCGCUAUUUCAUCUGGAACAAACGGAAUCUUCUUACUGUUGACUAGUGGAAUGUUUCGACUGUCAACACGGUCUCUGAGAUAUAUUUCUCCUUCAAAUGCAUACACAAUUCGUCACUUCAAUACCACAAAUCUACACACUAAACUUUCUUGACUAUUCAUUAGUGCAAUGAGUCAUACGUUUAGCAGUCUAUCUUUUUCCAAAAGGUUAAUCUUGUUUUUUUUAGGAGUACAAGGACAAUGGUUAUCUUUGAUAUACAUCGAGAUAUCUUAAUCCCCGAUAAAUAGAAUAAUGUCUGUAAGAUCUAGUUCGUGAUACAUGUAUCAAUGACUGAGUUAGGGUCGGUAAUAUACUUACAAGUACUUGUAAGUAAUUUUCCAUGGAACAACUUUAGCUGAAGAAACGUCCAUAAACUCCCCCACUAUAUAAGGUUUCAUAUUCGUCUGAAAUAACACCAUUGUAUUUACUGCUAGCCCAGAAAAUCGAACCUUUUUCGUAUUGACUGAAGGAAAAUUAUUUGAAAUUUUUUUGCCAACCGAAAGAUAACUGCGUAUUUAGCGUACAACGCUCGACUAUGACCAUCUAGUUUUCUUAAUACCAAAAUACUUAAGAAUAUAAAGUACUCACUCGUUUAUUUCACAAGUGAAUUCAUUUUCUGGGUAAGCAAUCUUAAACUACACAUAACAGAAAAUGUAUGUUUCCGCUAUAAAUGAUGGACGAGCCAACCAUAUAUCUGCAAAAUAUAAGAGUAUUAGAAAGUCCCACUUUUCCUAACUAUAUCCCUUCCUCAGUUGAGUUAUUUUGACCCUGAUCAUUGCGCGAUACAAACUGUAUUAUUCAUGAAAAGAUGAGUUUCAAAGUGUAGCGACCAAUAGAAUUAAUGUUGGCGUAGUGUUGAGUAUCGCCUACACAAUAUCAAAACGGUACAUUUGACUACUCAGCAUUCUAAUUUGUCUAAUUGGUUAAUAUUAUCGAAAUCUUACGGAUUACUUCCUUUGGUACUAUAUUUACUUCUUUUUGUUUCUUCUUACCGUAUAAUCAGAUAUGAAUUCGUUGAAGACAUUCAAAGAACUCUAAAGAAAUUAUUUAGUUUUAAUCAAAAUACUUUCAUCUCUUUCAUCUCUUGAGUAAAGAUCAUUGUAAUUUUUUUCCUACUGCACAACUAUCUUUGUUCAGAAGUUUACGAGACCUUUUUCCAUUUGUUCGUUUUUGGCAAAAUAUUUAGUUAGAAAUAAAAUCAUAACCAUAAGGUAAUCAG